This is a messenger RNA of Acanthoscelides obtectus, 1538 nucleotides long. NCBI's taxonomy places the organism in Eukaryota, Metazoa, Arthropoda, Insecta, Coleoptera, Chrysomelidae. The record is from the annotation of a GenBank genome assembly.
CCUAUAUUUGAAAAACAAAAAUAUUUCUAAAAAAUCGGAAAAUACGUAUAUCGGCCUAGUUUUUGUUCUUUGUACUUUUUAAUUUCUAGUAUAUUUUCUUAUUAACGUUGAAUAUGAAGCGUAGUACGUUGGAUCCUUCACCGGACUCUUCUGAACACCACAAAAAUGUACCUAAGAAUUUUUUGCUAGCCGCCAGAAAAAUUAAAAACUUACAAUUUUUAGUUGCUUUGGUGGAAAGAAAUCCUGAGCCUAGCGGUGUAAAUUAGUAAUCCAAUGCGUGUGUCAAAGAAAGGCUACACAGAAGUCAUGGAAUUAGAUGAAGGACUGCACAGGUAUUUUGAUCCGAACAUUUUUUUUCAAUAUCAAGAAUACAGAGUGACUGAACAAAUAAUACUUUUAUUUCUAAAGGAGAAAAUAUAUCCAAAAAUAUCAUCAAGAGGUCAUAAAAAGCCCCAUUUUACCAAGAUUGGGAUAUUGGAUAUUUCUUUGCUGCUGAUAAAACUCAUUACAGGGACAGACAAAAAAUUUGCAUAUAUAGCAUGACUUUGAGUAUAAUGUUCGGGUUUCCAUGGUUUGAUCCCCCUCUAAUCAAAUUUGCUACUUCUACUCUUCAAAAAGUUCUGGAGGCAGGUACAUUUUCACAACAAUUUGUUUAUUGUUAUUGAUUGGUGCUUGAGAAAAAAUCCUAGGGACGCUCAUGAAUAUGACUAAGAAUGAUCUGAAGGAACUUCUCAAGAAAGGAGUUUAUGUAAAAUUUGAAAGCUGUUUAAAUGCAAUUGAUGUCUGAAAAACCAAUGGGAUAGAAAAUAUGUUUUAUUUCUAUAGAGCCACAAGAAUUUAUGCUAGUAAAAAUACUGCAAAAAACUUUAGAUCUUCUGAAGUGCCAACCACUUGUGUUGGUGAAAUGUCAAGUAAAAAUAUUUUUACAAAAACCAACCAAAUGAUGGCUGCAAAAGCCUUUGCAUUUCACUUUUUAAGUUUCUGUUUGACAUACUUUGCACUAGGUCAUUGCUUUCUUAAAUUACACUGUAUAUUCAAUAAUUUCAGGCAGAUACAUUUGCUAGAGCCAAUGCAAAAAAUAAACUAGAAGUUAUAGGGAGACAAAUGAAGAAUUUACAAGAAUUGAUGAAUGAUGUUUUAAAUGAAACUAAACUGAAUAGUGAACUCAAUAAUGCAGCCUGUAAUUUUGUGAAGAAACCUGGGCAUGUUUAUCAUCUUUAUCAAAGACCAUCAGGGCAAAAAUAUUUUGGGAUGCUAUCUCCAGAGGAAUGGACAAAUUGUCCUCAUAAUUACUUAGGUAGUUACAGAUUAGAGGCAGACUACAGUUGGACACCUGCAGAGGCUAUAGAAUCUAGAUUUGAGGGUGUAAAUUUCCUUAAAGAAGUUAUGACCAAUCCAAGAAUGAAAGCUAUCAUGAGCAUGGAUAUUAGUUAAAAUAAUGCAAAGUGUAAAUAAUUUUUAGCUGAAUAACAAGUUUAUUGUUUUACAAAAAAGAUACAUUUUUAUAACAAGGCUUCAAAUAAAACAAUUUGAACACA